AUGCAUGGCUGGUGCAUCAUCACUCUCUCUCCCAGCAGCCAGCAGCCAGAUGGUGCGUCUAUCCCUCAUCCACUUCCCCGACAAGCCACCUCCCACGGCCACUACCACCGCCUCCUCCGUCUGCCCAUCCGCACCCGUGCGGCUAACUUUCCCACAACAUUCGUCCUGGCCGACGAAACCGCCCGAGACGCCCCCUCCCCAGUCACCUCCGACCACCCAUCCAUCCCGAUCUCCCCAGCUUCUCAUUCCCCAGUCUUCUCUGCCCACGAACCCCCCUCCAACCCCCCGCCAGACCUCGCUCUGUCCUCUUCCACGGGGAAGCGUAGGCUGAGUGCAUCCGACAGCGACUCCAUCUCCGAGAGCGACGAUACCCAACUGCAACGAGGCCGGUCCUCUCGCCCUACUAAGAAACGGAGGCGUGGAACAGAGACGAUGCGCCAUGAUGCUGAUGUUUCAAACCGGUCAAACUCCUCCGCCCAGAGCUUCUCCAACGGCGCCUCCUCCUCAUCGGCAGCCCAGAAAUCGCCACUGCACAGCGUCGCUAACGGCGACUCGCAUACGUAUACCAAUGGAAGUUCGGUAGCGAACGGCUCCUCCAGAUCUCCGACUUUUCGAGGUCACGACAGGGAGGAGCUUACACGCGUCAUGAUCCAGAGUCUGACGGAUCUGGGCUACCAGGACGCUGCGAGAUCUUUGGUGAAAGAGAGUGGAUAUACGCUGGAAGGACCUACCGUGGCAGCUUUCCGAAGCGCCGUUCUGAAUGGUGACUGGGCAGAGGCUGAGGAGCUGUUGUUCGGGAGCAACUCUUAUGACACGGAAGGGGGCAUCGAAUUGGGCCGCAGUAGCAGCAAAUACGACAAGUCGUGGUCCAAAUCAAGGUCCAUGGCAUCUCCGCAUCAUUCUGAAGGGUUGCCGCUUGCCGAAAACGUCAACAGAAACGAGAUGCUCUUCUGGCUCAAACAGCAGAAAUACCUGGAAUUGCUGGAAAGGAGAGAUCUCGGGAAAGCUCUCAUGGUUCUCCGACAGGAGCUCACCCCUCUUCAUCAAGAUGUCGCCAGAUUGCACACUCUCUCUAGCUUGAUCAUGUGCCCGUCCGCCGAAGACCUCAGAGCGCAGGCACUGUGGGAUGGCGCCGAGGGCGAGUCUCGCGCUGCCCUCCUAUCUGAGCUCUCCAAAUCGAUAUCACCUAGCGUGAUGAUCCCCGAGCACAGAUUGGUUACCUUGCUAGACAAGGUAAAAGCCGGCUGGAUUGCAAACUGCCUUUACCACAACACGGCUGCUUCCCCCUCGCUCUACGUUGACCACAGCUGCGAACGAGACGAAUUCCCAAUGAAGCCAGUCAUGGAGCUUAGGAAUCACAAGGAUGAGGUAUGGUAUCUCAAGUUCUCGCACGAUGGUAGCAAGCUUGCGUCGGCCAGCAGAGACAGAACCAUUGUCAUCUACGACACGACUACGUAUAAGGUGCUUCAUCGACUGGAUGAUCACGGAUCCGGUGUUAGCCACGUAGCUUGGAGCCCCGAUGACUCGAAACUCAUCUCGUCCUCCGGCUCCCAGGAGAACCCCAGUGGAGAGAGCACGGCACGUAUUUGGGACGUCAAGACUGGUGUAUGUAUUAGGUGUUAUAGUGAUUUCACCUAUGCGUGCACCGCGGCCGCAUGGGCGCCGUCUGGUCAACUGGUUGUCAUUGGCUCACAAGACAACCAACUCCCUUGCAGUGUGUGGGAUCUUAAUGGCCACCGAAUCCACACCUUUCACGAAGACAGUUACCGCGUCAAUGAUCUCGCUGUAUCCCCCGAUGGCAAGCGGCUUGUUGUGUUGCUCGUGGACCAGCGCAUCUUCGUAUACAACUUCAUGACAUAUGAAAAGAUCGGCGAGUGGCGUUUCGAAGACGACGACCAAAACCUUACCAGCGUUACCAUCAGCCAAGAUUCGCACCACAUGCUUGUGAGCUUAAGCCCGGACAAGGUCAAGCUGAUGGAAAUCGACUCUGGAAAAGUCGUGCAGAGGUUUCAUGGGCACAUGCACAAGGAAUUCGUCAUCCGCUCGUCGUUUGGCGGCGCCGACGAGAGCUUUGUCGUUAGCGGCAGUGAAGAUUCCCGUAUUUAUAUCUGGCGAAACAAUGGGACCCUCGUUGAGACGUUGGAUGCACAUUCGGGUUGCGUUAAUUCGAUCGCGUGGCAUCCCACGAACCCGCGCGUCUUUGCAUCCGCUGGUGACGACGCCAAAGUCCGCAUCUGGAAGCCGAUCUCGGCCCAGAUCUAG
Molecule: messenger RNA, 2262 nt
Organism: Periconia digitata
Lineage: Eukaryota; Fungi; Ascomycota; Dothideomycetes; Pleosporales; Periconiaceae
Source: the annotation of a GenBank genome assembly